AUGAAACCCCGAUCGUGUUUUGUCGCUAACAAAUCGCAACAUGUGGCUAAAAUUGGUGUCUCAAACAACUCGCGAGGUGUCGCAGUUCAGUGUGACAUCGAUGAAGUAGAAACAACUGUAGCAAUACAGCUAGAUGGAGAAGAACUUACCAUGGAAUUUAUUGACGUACUCCCAUGGGAUGAUACAACAGAUCACGAGAUAGAAGUAACAGCUGAUGCCUACGUUGUGAUAUAUUCCGUCAUAGACAGAGUAACGUUCGACGCUGCUGUACAGAGUUUAUACAAGUUACGACACGGCCUGGGUACAGACAGACCUAUUGUUCUCGUGGGCAAUAAAAUUGACCUGGUUAGAAAACGAAAAGUUAAAAAAGAUGAUGUGAGAUCUAUAUCCCGUACAUAUGACUGCCUUCCGUUUGAAACAUCAGCCGCCUUAAAUCACCAUAUCGAUGAGCUACUUAUCGCCAUCUUAAAACAGAUACGUCACAAGUUAAACCCUGACCUUCAUCCUUCACCAGACGAUUACACGGAACCGGAAAUGAGAAGACGUGAUAAGCAAGGUCCUGUAGGAUUUCUGGGAAAACUGUAUCGCAGACUUAGCAGAAAAGGACGACCUAAAAAAUAACAUGUUUUUUUCUUUCUUUUAAUCUUAAUUUGAAAGAUACACCCAUCUGCAUAUUUUUCAUGACGGAACUUAUGUUGUUUGAUAUUGCAAAUGCAGUGUUUGUGUCCGCCCUCAAGCACACGUGUUUACCACGUAUUCUCACGUGUUUACCACGUGUUCUGUCAAUUCAAUUGAUUCCUGUAAAAUUAUAACUACAAGUAGUAAAAUAAUUUUUCCACCUCUU
Molecule: messenger RNA, 844 nt
Organism: Ruditapes philippinarum (Manila clam)
Lineage: Eukaryota; Metazoa; Mollusca; Bivalvia; Venerida; Veneridae
Product: GTP-binding protein RAD-like
Exons: 4
Coding region: 1-621 (206 amino acids)
Cellular component (GO): plasma membrane
Molecular function (GO): GTPase activity; calcium channel regulator activity; GTP binding
Source: RefSeq, a predicted model, not a curated record